Anopheles stephensi (Asian malaria mosquito) is the source of this 5416-nucleotide messenger RNA. RefSeq names its product rho guanine nucleotide exchange factor 7-like. Gene Ontology annotation, molecular function: guanyl-nucleotide exchange factor activity; protein binding. The record is from RefSeq and is a predicted model, not a curated record. The transcript is spliced from 8 exons. Lineage: Eukaryota; Metazoa; Arthropoda; Insecta; Diptera; Culicidae. The coding region runs from base 810 to 5075 and encodes 1421 amino acids.
ACCAUCUGACAGCUGGGCAGCUGGGCAGAAAUUAAUCACACACAAAGCACAGCAAAAGAACUUCCGUCGGUACUCGUCACGUUCCGUAAAAGACGGGCGCGCGCGGUGUUGUUACUUUUCUUGGUUCUUGGUGUCGAACCGUGUAAAAUGUCGUGCUCUGUGGGAAGAUGAACAUUUCUGUGGCUAACCGACGCGGUAGGUCGCAUUUUAGUUUUUCGUUUAUUGCCGCUACGUAAGUACGUCCGAGUGUGCAGAGUGUUUUCGGCUGCCGACCGACCAUCCGCACCCGGGUGGGCGUUUUUCUUCUGUCCCGUUUUGGAUCGUGCUCGGCGAUGAAGAUAGCUGCUGCUGUUUUAGCCUGUGAUACGCCUGUGAAAGCAAAAGUUUGUUCUACCGUUCAGCCGGGAGUUUCACCAAGCCGAAGUGCAGUUUUUACAGUGGUUCGCGUGAAAAAAGAAGCAAUUGUGUUCCAGUGCGUGUUGGAGUCAGUGAUUGUGUCGGGGAUCGCCGCUGUCCUGGACAGAAAACACAAACAUAAUUAACGGGUUAAGCUGAAGCUAGAGGGCGGGCAAACGCCGACGAGCGCCGCAGAUACAGGGACAUGGUCGGACGGAAGAUCGUGUGAAAAGCGGUGUGCGGCAGUGAAAAGCGGAAAGAAAAUAUUUUUGGGUGUCAGUGAUCUUGUCCUUUAGUUGGUAGUGAAGGUGGUGGUGGCGGUGGUGGCGACGGCGGCAAAGAAGCUGUAUUGACUGAAGGAGAUUUUUCACUUUUCCUCUUCCCAAUAACGAAGAUUAUUGUGCGUGGCCGGAAUGGAUGCUUCGAUAAUUACGGUCCAGGCGCAGUACUCCUUCAAGGGAUCGAACAAUGACGAGCUGUGCUUCAAGAAGGGCGAUAUCAUAACACUGACACAGCGCGAGGAAGGUGGCUGGUGGGAAGGUACACUGGGCGACAAAACGGGCUGGUUUCCCAGCAACUACGUUAAGGAGUAUGCCGGUCCGUUGCCCUUGUCUGAAACAAUAAGACCUCCAGAGGAAAUACAGGCCUUUCGAUCGGUCGUCUUCCGCGACUUGCUGGAAAGUGAGAAAGCGCACGUUGCCGAGCUGCGAGGACUGGCCGAAAACUUCCUGGAGCCGCUGGAAGGCAGUCAAAUACUCUCUGCCAACGAAUACACGCAGCUUACGUGUAACUUUCUCGAAGUGGUAGAAAUGCACGAAGAGUUCCUGCAAACGCUGGAGGACUGCAAUGAUCGCGUAGGGAAAGUGUUCUUAUCGAAGGCACCAACGAUGAAGAAAAUACACCAAUUCUACUGUGCCGCCCAUCCUCGUGCCAUUGUAAUAGUCGAUAAGUUUCGUGAGGAACUGAAUGUGUUCAUGGAAAAACAGGGUGCAGCUAAGCCGGGUUUGCUCGUGCUUACUACCGGUCUUUCGAAGCCGUUCCGGCGUCUGGAUAAAUAUGCAGCCAUACUGCAGGAGCUAGAAAGACACAUGGAGAGCGGCCAUCCGGAUAGGGGCGAUACGCAGCGGAGCAUUGCGGUGUACAAGGACAUAGCUUCGUCCUGUUCCGCUACCCGACGGCAGAAAGAGUUGGAGCUGCAGAUAUUGACUGGGCCGGUACGUGGUUGGCAGGGUGCGGAGUUGAGCACGCUCGGUGACAUCAUACACAUGGGCAGUGUGGCUGUUGGGCCGGAGCAUAAGGAUCGUUACUUGGUACUGUUUCCCCAAACGCUGCUAAUACUGAGCGUGAGCCAACGCAUGAGCGCUUUCAAGUAUGAGGGAAAACUGCCACUGACGGGCAUCACUGUGAACCGAUUGGAGGAUACGGAUCAGCUCAAGAAUGCAUUUGAAAUCAGUGGGACACUGAUCGAUCGCAUCGUAGCCGUGUGCCAAGGGCCGAGUGAGGCCAAUCGGUGGGUGGAACUGCUUGGUCCCAAGUCUGGUGCGGCCGAACAGAGCAGCACUGUAGUAGGGACGGUGGACAUGAAGCGCAACGUGAGCAGCUCUGCAGUCAAUAUUCCUCAGCCUCCACCCCAUGGCAAAAAACAGUUAGCACUCGACUCUCGUGGCUACAGUACUCGUGUAUCGGUAUGUGCAUAUGAUGGUGGUGGCCAGUGGCACCGUACCUAUGGUGCCGACUUUGUAGCGACACUUCCCCCGUCCAACUAUCCCCCAACCGCUCCCUAUGCCGAACUGACCAGCUACUUCCGGCGCCUUUUCCGGGCGGGUGAACUAUCUCGGUAUGUCGUACAAGCUUUGCUCUACCCUCAAGUUACAUGUACAUAUGCCAGAGGGGAGGUCGUAAUGAGAAGACGACGGCAUAAAACGACGGUACGGAUGCAACGGCGUGAGAAGGACGCUGCGGCACGUGCCGAAGCGCCAAAGCAGAGUGAAAGCGACGCGAUAUCCUCAAACCCGGCACAGCACGGAAAGGAGGAAGCUGUAGGAAAGGACGCUUCGGAAGCAAGGGACCAACUGACGCAGCACAGCUACAAUUCUAGCGAUUCCGAGAGCUCAUCCUGUGCCUCAUCUUCCUGCUCCAGGAGUCGAUCAAAUUUUGAACGUCAAAAUGCGGUAGAUUAUGUCGAGGAGGAUGACGAUGCGUACGAAACGAUAACGUUUUUUGCUGGCAAAAGUAAAACGAAUGCCGAUAGCAGUUGUGAAGACAGCACGGUGUAUGAAAGCUACGACAAUCCGCACUCUACCGAGGGUGAUUCUUUCGAGUAUAAACACGACACGCAGAAAGAAGGAGGCGAAGAAGAGGGACAGUUGCUGUCGGAAACUGGCGAUUGUGAUAGAGCUCGCAGCUCCGAAAUGAUCGGCUCAGCAGCCAUACCAUUUUUGCGAUUAAACGAUCGAGAAUCGCUCAACAGCAACGGCGGAGCACACGCGGCCAGCGGUCGAUCGAAAGCGGGACCAUCGUCGGGAAUCCACACAACCACCGCACGGUUGCUCUUGGGCGAUCUGAAACAGCAAUGCUCGGAACAGUCGCAAAUGUCGAGCUUUGAGCAUCGGGCUGCCCACGGACGAAUGGCUUGCGAGAACUUGCUCAAUCUGGACGAGUCCAUGAAGAUAAAACAUUCGCUGCAGCAGCGAACGAUCACCGAGGAACGGCACAGUAUGCCGACGUACUUUGUGGGCAAUCGCUUCAACAACUCGUCGGUGACGGAAAUAUACAUUCCUUCGUGGAAAGAAGACUGCCAGGUUGGCGAUGGGCAGGCACUCGCGACGACGACGACGACACCACCAAACGCCAACGCAGCUCAUGGCGUGAGCAGUACCGAUCGUAACAGUGUACAUUCCAGUUCGCUAGACAUACCCGCCAUGGUUCCUGUGCCCGAUCCGGUGACGGCCGAGUUGCUGUACAACUUUCCCCCGGCCGAAGUUGACGACACGCCAAAUCGGAUGCUCGGAUGUUUGUCUCGGGAGCAAUCACCAUUCCGUAAGCAUUCAAUCAAUUCUGAUAAAAAGCUUGUGCUAAAUACAAAUCAUCAUAGAAAAGACAAGGACGAUUCACAGUCAAAUAAUGCCAAUGGAUCGGAAACGCGGGUAGACGACAAAGGCUUAACGGCAGCUGUUCCAAGCGCAACUGCAAGACGUUGCCUGAGUUACCAGUAUGUGGAACUGUCUGGUAAAAGAAAUUCGCCACUAUCCGCUAAGCGACACGAUGCCAACAACAAUAUUGUCUUUAGUGGAGAGAGAGGAAAAUACGACAAACGUGCCACGAACCGCCGGGAAGAUGAUACCGAUCGCCCACCGGCUGGCCCUGGUCCCGGUUGCCCGGAGCAUAAGUGUCGGUUUUGUAGUUUCUAUUCGCGGGGCCACAGUCCCCAUUCUAGCGAUUCAGGUAUGGCCGGUAGUUGUACGAUCUCGUCGCCAGAUGGGCCCGCUAAAUUUUCCGGUGAUUUUCUUCUUUGUGAUUAUGCAGAGCAGCGUAUACUGGGCGAGGACGCUGAAGCUCGUGAAGAAUACCCAGUGCACGAACGCGAAACGCGCGCCGUGGAUGUUGUUGAUGGCAUGGGACGAGCGUGUGCCCAAGUGUUUGCGCUGAGACAAUCCCGCUCGAGCCACAAUUUGGGUAGAUUUGCGCUCGUUCGUGAGAGUGAGUUCGAUUACACUGAUAGUGGACAGUACGAUCACCAUAAUGAACCACAUCCUCAUGAUAAUUCUCAGUCUCAUAGCCGGCGGCAAGACUCGCUGAAGCAAAAGUCCACCGUGACGGGUGGCGCCGGUGCCGGUGCGGUAGAGCCGGGACUGUCCGAGCAUCCAGACAGACAUGCGUUGCACUACGAACACGCAGGACCUGAUCGGACAGUACGCAGUCGCAGUGAGGAUCGCGCGUUAUCACCAAUCUCAUCGCCAGAUCGAGACGCAUCCGAACCGCGACACUAUUCCGGUCGCAGCCGUAUCGUGGUGAAUCUAUUCGAUCGGUCGUCCGCAGCCACCACGCAGCAACGCGUCCCGACGCAGUCGUCCGUGCCGCCGUACGGUGAGAUGGCGGCGGAUAGGAUCACUUACAAAACUGGCCUCUAUGCACACUGGUGGAAGAAGGAAAAGUUACCGAUAUUUGUCGUCACGAGCAACGAGUCGCUGAAGUUGCCACCGGCCGCUGGGCCACUGUCACCGCACCAUGCACUAUGUGGCGGUGAGCACAGUAAAGGUAGAGGUACAGAGCUUAGUAGCAAAUCGUCGACCAGCCGAUCGGGCGACACUCCUUCCGAUGGUGACAAUGGUCCGUUGGCUCGUCUCAACAUUUCUGCCAACGAUGGUGGAGCCGGUCGGGGUUCAGAUGUCACCACCGUCGGCAACCGGAAACAGCCAUCCGUCGCGGAGCGGCACGUCCAGCAUCGUGCAGCACAUGUCGCAACACAAACGCAGCCAAUCGUUCAAUCACCAUCUGAGCUACAAUCAAGUUCAGCAGCAGCAGCAGCAGCAGCAGCAGCAGCAGCAGCUCCAGCAACAGCAACUAAAGCAACAUCAACCGAAUCCAAGUCUGUUAGCUUCCCCGAACUCCCUGAACCUAAAUCGUCACGAGGCAAACCAGGCGGCACCAAAUCAAAAAGGUUUUUCGGAAAAAGCUAAUUGGAACAUAACAAACUUAAGACCUGCACCUCCGUUGCGACCGGCCUUUUUAAGCUCGGUGGCCGUCAGCAGUGCUGGCGGCGGUGCGGCUGGCAGCGGAUCGGGCGGAGGACGGAGUGCAACGGCAAGUAUUACGGGAAGCAUUGGUGGAGCUGCGGCCAGCUGCGUCGGUGGUGGCAACAGCAACAGUGGAGGGGGCAGUGCGGGCUUGAAUACGUCCGAGAGCGCGCACCACAGUCUGUCUUGCAGCUCGAGCUCCAAGGUAUCGCCCACCUACGAGGAGGACGCAUUGGUGCUCCGCGUCAUUGAAGCAUACUGUGCCGCUUACCAGAGCACCUCAC